Messenger RNA from Cololabis saira (Pacific saury), 1549 nucleotides. RefSeq names its product transmembrane protein 272-like. The coding region runs from base 1 to 558 and encodes 185 amino acids. Lineage: Eukaryota; Metazoa; Chordata; Actinopteri; Beloniformes; Belonidae. The transcript has 5 exons. The record is from RefSeq and is a predicted model, not a curated record.
AUGUCAGACUCUACAAAAAGUGACUCACCUAAAUACGAAAGGGUAAAUCUCUGUGAACUAGCUCACAGGGUUUCUCAGCACCCACCGCAUGUUCAAGUUUUUUCAAAGCUGGUCUUCUGUGUCAUGCCCGUUGCUCAGAUUGCAGUCGGGGCAGUGCACCUGUAUGACUGUCCGCGGCAGCCCUUCAUCCCCAUGUGCCUGAUAGUUGUGGGCGUCUUCAGCCUCUCUCUGGCAGUGCUCCCCUGCCUUCCCUUCAUCCAGCUGCUCAAAAACGACGCUUCCACCCUGAUGGGCAGGAUCUGCACAACCUGGAACUCACUCAUCUCUAUCGUCAUCUUCCUCUGGUUUAUUACUGGUAAUGUGUGGAUCUACUCCAUUUAUCAGCCAAACUACAACAAGAACACCACGUUUGUAGAUCCCUACUGCGACGAGCAGCUCUACUUGUUCUCCUUCUGGACCACCACGCUGGUCUACAUCCUGCUGGGGUCGGCCCUCCUCCUCAGUUUAGGCCUGUUUCUUUGCUUCCGCGUUGCUAUCCCCGACGACGACGACGACUAAAGAGUGUAUCUAACGACAGGAGGAUUCAUCUCAUUGGGCUGUAUAUGAUGAUGCUGUGUGACUUUCACCAAGACCUGAAGCAGACAUCUGUUGUUGCAUGAAAUAUCCUUGAAGGAAACAUGCUCUUAAAUCUGGAGCGACCCCAUCAGAUGUCAGAAAAGCACAUUUUACUGUAAACCAUGUCUCUUAAUCGUUUUAGCAUAUUGCACCUCUGCUACGUGUGUCAUAGACAGAGGUGGGUAGAGUGCUCAGAAAUUGUACUCAACUAAAAGUACUGUUACUUCAGAAUAAUAUGACUCAAGUAGAAGUAAAAAGUAGUCAUCCAAAUAAUUACUUGAGUAAAAGUAAAAAAGUACUUGGUGAAAAAACUACUCAAGUACUGAGUAACUGUUGAGUAACGUCUGAUUUAUUUUUUUAACACAACCAUUCAAACAGACAAAAGUACAAAUUAAUAAAUAGGAUUUAAGAUUAUUUUAAUAAAUUAAAAUAAUCUUAAAGUAAAUUCAAGUACUUUAAUAAAUAAUAAAAUAAAUAAAAAAUAAUAACGGAAUAAAAAAAUAAAUUAAGCACAAAUAGCACAAAAUUUCAAGCCUUUGUACUUUUUUUUAACCAGCAGAACUAGAACAAACAAGAACUCAUAGAAACUCUGUGUGUGUUUGAGUCUGUGUAAAUGUGACAAAACAUGCAAAAACAAACAUUUUUCCCAAAGAAUCACCCAGUGAUGUCAUGAGAUUGACGCGUACGUGGAUAAAAGGGAUAAAAGAAAAGUAACAGCUCAACGUAGCCUAAUGUAGCGGAGUAAGAGGAACAGUUUCUUCUUCACAAAUCUACUCAAGUAAAAGUAAAAAGUACAGUGAUUCAAAACUACUCCUAAAAGUACAAAAUUUCCCAAAACUUACUCAAGUAAAUGUAACGGAGUAAAUGUAACUUGUUACUACCCACCUCUGGUCAUAGAUUAUUUAACUUGCCUUCAACUGCCUUUCCAAAAGAG